Molecule: messenger RNA, 1591 nt
Organism: Formica exsecta
Lineage: Eukaryota; Metazoa; Arthropoda; Insecta; Hymenoptera; Formicidae
Exons: 6
Coding region: 16-987 (323 amino acids)
Source: RefSeq, a predicted model, not a curated record
GUAACCUGGCGAAUAAUGGAAGUGAGAGGAACGAGAAUGGCUCCCGCAGGGUUACCUUCGUCAAACGGAACUCUGCCACCGUUUAUAGGGCCUAGCCUGGUCGGCACAUCGUUUGCCAGUUAUAAAAGGGCUUGGUGGAUGAGAGUGGCCCCCUGCUUGGUCUUCCUCACAGCGUUUUGCACCGCCAUGGCCGUGCUUCUGGUUUGGAGCGAAGCGGCAGCUCUGAGAAUGGCUCCCGCAGGGUUACCUUCGUCAAACGGAACUCUGCCACCGUUUAUAGGGCCUAGCCUGGUCGGCACAUCGUUUGCCAGUUAUAAAAGGGCUUGGUGGAUGAGAGUGGCCCCCUGCUUGGUCUUCCUCACAGCGUUUUGCACCGCCAUGGCCGUGCUUCUGGUUUGGAGCGAAGCGGCAGCUCUGAGAAACGUCAUGGUUUUUUUUUUUCAGAUAGGCGUGAUUUCUAGCACAGCUUGGCUAGAGUCCAAUCUGAGCUGGCGUGGCAUUCUGAUACUAACCGAGCCCAAGAGCUUCUUCGAGGCGCAGAGGAGCACCAGGAAUCCGCGAUCGAAAGUUCUCCACGCCUGUCUCAGCACGGACACGGAUACCAAAGAGAUAAAAUACCACCAGGAGUCGGAGGUCCAGGUCACCAAAUUGGGCGACGGCCCUAACAGUCUCGUGUCAUCGGACGACGGCUUUCCUACCACUAGACUCAAGUGCUUUCCCCUCUAUAGCGUAUUGUUGGCAUAUAACACUACGACCUUGGAUUAUCUAAAUUUGGACAGUCCCGACGCUCCCGAUGGCCAGGUACUCGACACCAUCCCUUGGGACAUUAUAAGAAUAUCGAUACUGUCAAUACGCUGGAAUCCCAAUCACAGCGAGACAGAGACAAAAAGCUUCAUCGACAAGAUGACCAGCCGGAGAUACAAGCUCAUACACACGACAGACACCGGAAAGUCGAUUUUUUUGUAUAAUACUCUGCUUAAACUUUGAUUCUUGACUCAGGUUAAUGCGACAGAUUGAGGGAGGAGGGGGUCUGUCGCAAGAUAAAACAUAUAAUAUAAGCGACUCGAGACGCCAUUAACCCUCCUCGCUGCGCUUUUGAUUCGUUCUAAAUAUUUCAAUCGCUGCCUAGAAAUAUUUCUUUCGAACAAAAGUGCGAUUUCCCAUUCGAUCUCACACAAUUUAAUUCACCAUCGAUAUUAAGGACACCGGAAGUAACCAAUUGUAGAAUUAGUUUUCUGUUGAAUUUCCUAAUUUAUUGUCUCGUGUUUUGCGGGAUUUUUUUGGCACUCAACAAAAGGUAAGUCUGUCUUUCCUGCAAUUUAUAGGAUCAUGUUAAUCUACAACUUAAAAUGGGUAUGCUGAUAACAAUUAUUGAUUGAAAGACUCGCGAGUUCAAGAAUUUUGAUCAAAGUUACAAUGGAAGAUAUAAUGAUUAUAUUUUGAACAACUCAACAAUUCAAAGAGUUGAGAGUCAAAAUUAUAGUUGAGAAAUCAAGAUUUUGAUUUUUCAAAAGCUCAAAGAUACAAAAUUCUCCAAAUUAAAUUAAAAAAUCUGGGAAUCACAUUUCGAGAGAUUAUAUAUUCAAGAUUC